AUGGUAUAUAUUCUCUUUAGUGGAUCUUUGUCUGUUUUUUUAGGUAGAGAACAAAAAUCGUUGGAUCGUUUUUCACCAGUUAGGAGAGGAAGUGAAGGUUCCGCCGGCGGGUGUCGCACCUUGAGUUCUUCUUCUCAGGAACAAAGACUUCAAAGAGGUCUUUCUGCGAGAAACAGUCCACCUAGAUCUAUCCCAGGUUCACCAAUUCACCAAAAAUUCAUGUCGGAGCAACCAUUACGGCACCACAUGUCCGAAUGUACAUCCCCCAUCCACCAGUUCUAUCAAACUCUUCCGGAGUCGUCGACGAUGCAGGAUCUUCAAAAUUUCUCUUCGAAUAUAGACCCAACGUUGGGCCUUCCUCCCGAAAACUACCAGCAACACAGCUACGGACCAUACGAAGCCACCAAUAGGAGUCCAACGUAUUCGUAUGAUUCUAUCAAUAGAAGCCCGUUACAUUCGUCGCCUUAUACUACUACGAAUUUGACGUCUUCGCCGAUUGGACCGUCGGUGUUUAGCCAAGUUUCGAAUUUGGGGUUAUAUUCCGGUAGUAAUUCGCCAAUAUUGAAUCCAUUAUUGAGCCCUAAUACCUCGCCAGUGUUCGGAGGGUAUAUGCAGAAUGCACAAGGAAGUAGUGUGUCGUCCAUUACACAAGGUAUUAGUGGCCUGAACACAGCUAGUACGGGUUCCAUAACCCAAGGUAUCCCUUCAGGCAGCCUUCAGAUGGAAAUGCGCAGUCAACUACACGACGAAUCGAAAAUGGACACGUUCGCACCGAAUGUAUCCUACAUGGGUGGACAAGCGCCUCAAAACUACCUGCACAUUCUUAACAUUCACGGCCAUAGGAGUCUCACGAAUUCGCCGAUCAGCAAUCCAGGAAGCCCCGGUCUCGACAUGAUCCAAGAAGAAAUUCCGGUGCAGAGCUGUCCGAAAAGUGAGCAAAGUCACCCUCAGAUAUCGGUAACGGAUGUCCUAGGUAAGUGUCGGUUAUCGAGGAACAUGAAUCGCGUAGAGUAA
Molecule: messenger RNA, 1014 nt
Organism: Diabrotica balteata
Lineage: Eukaryota; Metazoa; Arthropoda; Insecta; Coleoptera; Chrysomelidae
Source: the annotation of a GenBank genome assembly